AUAUUUUAGAAUCGAUGAAACAAAUAAACGCGAAGAUGGAGAGUACAGUUCGGAUGACGAUGGAAUCAGUACAAAACGUCAAAGUGAUCUUCCAUCAUCUCUCUCGUCUUCCUUUAAUUUUAUCCGGCAGCAGACAAAAUUAAGAAAAAGUGCCGAUAAUAUGUCAUCAAAUGAGCGCAAUACAUUUAUGAAUUUUGCUACAGCUGUUUUGAAUACAAGAGUGGCAAACACUAAUGCAAAAUCAACUCCUUCGAAACAAAUUCCAGCAACAACGACUACACCACAGCAUCAGUCAUCGCAUCAACAAAUUAGUCUUGAAAAUAGCGAUGAUGGAGAAGAAGAUUUUAGUGUUAUGAAACUCAUUCGUCCAUUAAAACUAUUUCAUCUAAAUUCAAAUACAACGAAAGAAUAUCGCGAAUAUUUACAGAAAAACUAUAAAAGUAUUCGUUCUAUUUGUAAUAAACCACAAUGUAAUUUUUUAUCCAAUCUUAGUUCCAUCGAAGAACUAAAACGAAGACAAAAAAUAAUUCAUAUCAAGUAAGCAUUCGAUUUUCUUAUCGUUUUGCUCAUUAGACGCGAAUAAAUUAUGAUAGAACUAUUAUUAGGAACAUAUAGAAAGUCUCAUUUGUUGGGAAAAGGAAAUAGAAGUGAUGAAUAAUUUUCUUCCAGAAAUGGUAUGCAAUUUAAUUCUUUAUACCUUUCGGGAGUCAAAAAUGAAAAAAACACAUUUUUUUUCAAUAAUAGACAGUACUCCAAAAAAUUACUCUCCAAAGUUACUUUAUUAUUAAAUAGACGGUUUCGUAA
Molecule: messenger RNA, 804 nt
Organism: Didymodactylos carnosus
Lineage: Eukaryota; Metazoa; Rotifera; Eurotatoria; Philodinida; Philodinidae
Source: the annotation of a GenBank genome assembly